Messenger RNA from Lampris incognitus (smalleye Pacific opah), 3829 nucleotides. RefSeq names its product ETS variant transcription factor 5a (gene etv5a). Gene Ontology annotation, cellular component: nucleus. Gene Ontology annotation, biological process: regulation of transcription by RNA polymerase II; cell differentiation. The record is from RefSeq and is a predicted model, not a curated record. The transcript has 13 exons. Gene Ontology annotation, molecular function: DNA-binding transcription factor activity, RNA polymerase II-specific; sequence-specific DNA binding. NCBI's taxonomy places the organism in Eukaryota, Metazoa, Chordata, Actinopteri, Lampriformes, Lampridae. The coding region runs from base 196 to 1821 and encodes 541 amino acids.
CCGUGGAAACGCACCGUCUGUACCGGACACAGAAAAGCGACUAUCGGCACACGCUGUAUGGAUAUCUUUACAGGAUACUUUUGAUGCAGACUGAGAUUCACAUAUAAGCACGCGCACAUAAAAGGUGAACCCAGGCACUGUCGCUUUAAAGCGAAAACCCUCCCCCAGCUGGGAACCCUUGAAGACCCAGAUAACAUGGACGGAUUCUAUGACCAGCAAGUCCCAUUUAUGGUCCCACCCAAUCAGAAGUCCCAUGUGGAGGAAGCAUCUUACAGCAGGCCUCUCAGCGACAGAAAAAGGAAAUUUGUAGACACGGAGCUUGCCCAGGACACAGAAGAACUCUUCCAAGACCUCAGCCAGCUGCAAGAGAUUUGGAUAGCAGAAGCCCAGGUGCCCGAUGACGAACAGUUUGUCCCAGAUUUUCAGUCAGAUAGCUUGAUGUUUCAUGGCCCGCCACCAGCCAAGAUUAAACGAGAGCUGACUCCCUCCAAAGAGCUUUCUCCCUGUCGCCAGGACAGGAGUCCCAUGCCCUACGGAGAGAAGUGCCUUUACAGCUACAGUGCCUAUGACAGGAAACCCACUCCUGGGUUCAAGCCAUUGACUCCUCCCUCCACUCCUGUUUCUCCCUGCGGCUCCAUCAGCACUGCAGGGCCACACCCACUAAGUGAACAGACUCCUCCCCCUCACCCCAGAGUAACCAAUCAGACCGCAGGGCCACGCCCACUGCUUGUCCAGCAGCACCCUGUAACAGCGAGCUCCGGGCCUCACAACCAGCGACCACUACCAGUCCACAGCCAGAGUCCACCUUUUGCUGUGCCCUGCCCACCGCUCAGCCAGGAUGUCAACAGUUUUAGCCCAGAGCACAGGUUCCAGAGGCAGAUGUCUGAGCCAUGUCUACCUUAUCCCCCACCAGAGAGCCAAGCGCACUCCCAGUUGCUGUCCCAGCCACCCGGCAACAGAUUGUCACGGGAUGGCCGGCCUCCUUACCACCGGCAGAUGUCAGAGCCCCUGGUCAACGUGUCACCCCAGGGCUUUAAGCAAGAGCUUCUUGACCCACGAUACACUGAGCAAGGUGUGCCCACCAUGGGCCCCCCUGGACCGCCACCACCAGGCCCACCUCAGGCUCGCUUCCAUCCCAUGGCCAUCAAGCAGGAGCCCCGAGACUUCUGCUUUGAUUCUGAAGUGCCUAAUUGUCAGUCAUCCUUUGGGAGAGCAGGGGGCUUCUUUCAAAACAACCUUGAAAAUUUCUCCUUCGACAGAGAGCCUCACUUAUACUACGAUGACACCUGCGUGGUCCCUGAGAGACUGGAAGGUAAAAUAAAGCAGGAACCCGCGGUGUAUCGUGACGGGCCUCCAUAUCAGCGUCGCGGCUCCCUCCAGCUGUGGCAGUUUCUUGUCACGUUGCUGGAUGACCCGGCCAACGGCCACUUUAUUGCCUGGACUGGUCGCGGCAUGGAGUUCAAACUCAUUGAGCCAGAGGAGGUGGCCCGUCGCUGGGGCAUCCAGAAGAACAGACCGGCAAUGAACUAUGACAAGCUGAGCCGCUCACUGCGCUAUUACUAUGAGAAGGGCAUCAUGCAGAAGGUAAAGGUGGCUGGUGAGAGGUACGUGUACAAGUUUGUGUGUGAUCCCGAGGCUCUGUUCUCCAUGGCCUUCCCUGACAACCAGAGGCCAAACCUGAAGGCUGACCCGGACAGCCUGCCCGGGGUGGAAGACGACACGCUGCCCCUCACCCACUACGAGGAGACCCCUCCCUACCUGCUGGACGCUGGGGAGCAGUGCACCGCCAGCUUGCCCUUCCCAGACAGCUACAGCUACUGAACGUGAUGGAGGGUCCCGACACACAACCGUGUUCAAACCAACCCUUAAACCAUCCUGAACGACCCAGUCUGGAAAAAAAACAACAACAACCCCACAGCUGGAACUGCUGAGCAGCCUGGAUCAAACAAACAAACAAACAAACAAACAAUAACGUGUGCUCUCUCUCCUCUCCACGUCCUCCUACUCCUCCCUUAGACUGCCCAUGUACAGAUUAAAAACUGUCCGAGCUCCUCGGCUACGAAUAAAUGAAGAAAACCCCCGUGCACAAACGACGGCGUCGCUGCCGUCUUGCCAAGUGAGGGAGGGAGAGAACAGAAAGAGGUGAAGGCGGACUGACCUGAUCUCCGGCAGCUCUUGGUUGAGGUCAGGAGAUGAGAAGGAAGCAGAUCCAGAGACUGUGCAACUUUGGGGAAAAAGACAGAGACUGACACCCCCCCCCCACUGCCCCUCCAGAAAAAAAAGAAAACUUUGUUGCAAGACUGUUGAGAGUUGCUGCAAUUUCAAUUUUGUGACAAUCUGCAUUUUUGUUAAAAAGUUGAAUAACCUGUAGAGACUAAAGGUUUUAAUUCAGAUAAAAUAAUCUUACGUGCAGCACUAUUAUAUAGAUGCCUUUAUAAUCCCCCCCCCUUUUCCUCUCACAACCUUUUAACUACAGAUGUGUGCAAGGGCUUUAAUUUCCCACAAAAAAAGGAUGGGGGGAGGAACAUAUAUAUAUAUAUAUAUAUAUAUAUAUAUAUAUAUAUAUAUAUAUAUAUAUAUAUAUAGACCCACAACCUGGUUUGUUUUCGUAUGUUAUCAGAGACAUCCCAUGAAGGUUUCCUUUUCUCUGUAAAGUGAGCCUACGGUGAAGAACCCAGAGAGCUGUGACUCCAGGCCACUCUGCCUAGGACGAGGAUUAAAUCUGGUCUUCGGCUAGCUGGAAGGGCUCCUCAGUGUAAAGAAAACUGUGUUGUCUUUGUGUUUGUAUUUUUAAUUUCUAUUUCUAUUUUCAAUUCCCCGUAGUUGUUGCUGGGCUGCUGUAGGCUGUUGGGGUGGGGGUGGAGGGGGGUGCAUCUGCUUUACUCUGUAGCCUACAGCCCGGACCCCUCAGACAGGACAUGCUCCACCUCUCUCCCUUAUCUCCACCUCCAUUUCCUGUCCAAAGCCUACAAGUAAUUAGCACUCCAUUACCUUCAAUACAAAAGAACAAAAAAAGGGAAAGCGCAAGUACAUAUUUCCCCCCAAAGCUUUGAAGAUGCCCAAGAGGUCAUUAUGUAUGAUAUACGGUCACAUUGUUCUCUCUUCUUUUUUUUUAAAAAUUCUAUUUCUAUCUCUAUCUGGGUGUUUUCUUCGGCAGUGUACUAGUUCUACUGAUGCACCAGGAUGGCAGGCGCAUCAGGUCCUUGCAUGCAAAAAGGGAGGAGGGGUGUCAGACAUGACACCUUUUCCUGUCUGCCAGUCACAAGUUGUUAUCGAGAGACCCCUGGCAGGGUGUAGUCAAACCAGACCACCUGGCCUCUGACAUAUCGCUUUACUCUCUGGACAAAGAUGACAUUUGUGAUGUUCUCUGCAUUAUUAUUGGGUUUUUUUUUAUGUUCUACGUUAUUUCUAAAUGGGGGUGGGGGAAAAGACAAACUUAUAUAAAGUCUAUAUAUUUUUGCUAUAAGGCUGCACCUGUUUGAUUUUAAAGUAUAAGCUGUAUAGUUCUGCCUAUAACAAACAUGUACAUUUUUAAAAAGCCUAUCAGGAUUCCUGUGAUGCUCUCGCUGCAGACUGUUUUCUUCUUCUUCUUUCUCGACUGUCUGGCUGUAUGGCGCUGGGAGCGUGAUGGAAGUGGUUGUUUUGGGUUGUGAAGUUAAUGUGUAGAGGCCUUCAUUCCAGCAGAGGCCACAAUGAAAAAAUGUGAUCCAGUCUGAUCCAGCCGUACACUGGGACUGUCUGCACUUGUAUAGGCUUCGACCCCCCCCUACACACACACACACACACACACACAAUGUGUAUCUUACACUGCUGAGUUUAUCAUCAUCUG